AGGCGCAGUUCUCGGCUCCUGGCGGCGUGUUCCUCUUUUCCUCGGGCACCCGGCAUCCCGGUCGGUCGGUGGACGCCGACUCUUCACAGCUUCUCAUUCGCGGCCUUCCCUGUGCUUCGGUCGUUCGCCCCGCAGUUCACCCAGCUCCUGGGGCCGCUGCUCAGGUUUGUACGCCUCCGCUGGCGACAGACCCAUGGCUGAGCGCGGGGAACUCGACCUCACGGGCGCCAAACAGAACACGGGAGUGUGGCUGGUCAAGGUUCCUAAAUAUUUGUCACAGCAGUGGGCUAAAGCCCCUGGAAGAGGUGAAGUUGGGAAACUACGGAUUGCCAAGAAUCAAGGAAGGACUGAGGUGUCAUUUACUUUGAAUGAGGAACUUGCAAAUAUUCAUGAUAUUGGCGGAAAACCAGCUUCAGUCAGUGCUCCUAGAGAACAUCCAUUUGUCUUGCAAAGUGUUGGAGGACAGACAUUAACAGUGUUUACUGAGAGCUCAUCAGAUAAGCUGUCCCUGGAAGGAAUAGUGGUACAAAGAGCAGAAUGCCGACCUGCCGCCAGUGAAAACUACAUGAGACUAAAGAGAUUACAAAUAGAAGAAUCUUCUAAACCUGUAAGGCUCUCACAACAACUGGACAAAGUCGUGACAACCAAUUACAAACCUGUUGCUAAUCAUCAAUACAAUAUUGAAUAUGAAAGGAAAAAGAAAGAAGAUGGAAAACGAGCCCGAGCUGAUAAGCAAUAUGUUUUAGACAUGCUGUUUUCGGCUUUUGAGAAACACCAAUAUUACAACCUGAAGGACCUGGUGGACAUCACGAAACAGCCUGUGUCGUACCUGAAGGAAAUCUUAAAAGAAAUCGGUAUUCAGAAUGUAAAAGGGAUCCACAAAAACACAUGGGAGCUGAAGCCAGAGUACAGACAUUAUCAAGCAGAAGAAAAGAGUGAUUAAGAAGACUCAGGCCCGCCUGUUAACAGAACAACUCAAGGGUGACGCGCUAAUAAUAAUAGGCAAGCGGCCUUGGUACCUGAAGACUUGAGCACCGUCUGUGUAGGGGGAGAAUGACUGGUACUUUAAUUUCUCUAGGUAAAGUUUUUAAACAAGAAUUCUUGUAAAGUUGCUUAACUGAUUUUUGAGGCAAAAGAACACAUUUAUUUAUAGACUUAACUUGUAUUAAACCAGAUUAUUCAUGAUGGGGUUCGAGGUUGGGGGUUGAAGAAGGUUUUUCUUUUUAAAUGUUUACUUUUAAAAUGUAAAAUUAGGAGAUGCCUCCCCGUCCCUGUUUCUCUCUGUGCCAAGAGAAUGGCAUAGCAGGAGAAAAGCAGUCAGCCACAGACUCUCAAAAGGAAUUAAAAAGCCAAAGUUCCUUAUUCUGAAAUGGUCCAAGAAUGAAGCUGUCUUUAUUUUUUUUAACAGAUGGUUGUGUUUCAUCUUCACACACGUUAAUGAAAGGAUAGCAUUUGUGUUUGUACUAAGACAGCAGUUUUCGUCACUAGCUUAGUUUACCCCAGUGACAUGAGAAAUGGAAAAAGUCAUGGUCACUCGGUCUUACUUUCUUCCUUUUUUUUGUUGGGGAGGCUCUUAAAAUAAUUAGAAAUUAAAUACUGUUUCUAGUAUAUAGUCUAUCCAGAUUAUAAGCUUCUCAAAGACUGGCUUUAGGAAUCCCUCAUGACUCAGCAGGUUAAGGGCCCGGGGAACUUUGGCAUGCUGCGGGCGCAGCCAAAAAAAAGACUGUCUUUGACCCCAAAUUUUACUGCACAUUCAGGAGACAUGUAUUGACUGACAAAUGCUGUUUAUAAACUAGAGGAAGAUUGGAGGGAUAAGGCUGAUGUGUACAGACAGGUUCAUGUCAUUUCCUGGGGAAUAAAAAUGUUUCUUUUA
Messenger RNA from Phacochoerus africanus (Common warthog), 1873 nucleotides. It is a transcript of the gene GTF2F2, whose product is annotated as general transcription factor IIF subunit 2. The record is from RefSeq and is a predicted model, not a curated record. The transcript is spliced from 8 exons. NCBI's taxonomy places the organism in Eukaryota, Metazoa, Chordata, Mammalia, Artiodactyla, Suidae. Bases 194 to 943 code for a protein of 249 amino acids. Gene Ontology annotation, cellular component: transcription factor TFIIF complex. Gene Ontology annotation, biological process: transcription by RNA polymerase II; transcription initiation at RNA polymerase II promoter.